Lates calcarifer (barramundi perch) is the source of this 3662-nucleotide messenger RNA. RefSeq names its product protein kinase D4 (gene prkd4). Bases 313 to 2736 code for a protein of 807 amino acids. Gene Ontology annotation, molecular function: protein serine/threonine kinase activity; ATP binding. Gene Ontology annotation, biological process: protein phosphorylation. NCBI's taxonomy places the organism in Eukaryota, Metazoa, Chordata, Actinopteri, Centropomidae. The record is from RefSeq and is a predicted model, not a curated record. The transcript is spliced from 19 exons.
AAUGGGUUUGACCAGUUCAAAGCAUGUGUGUCUCUGUGUGUGUGUGAGAGAGUGAGAGAGUUUUCACAGCUAGGGCUGGGGGUGUUAACCAUACACUGUUACAGCCCUCACAGAUGUGAGUAUCUCUCUGCGACUUCCUGUCUCAUACACAGCCGAGCCCCGCAAAGAGGAAACCAGACUCAUCAGAGCUGAUGUUGAGAACUGACGACACAGUGAUGGACUGAUCCACUGUCACUUUACCGAGAUACGAUUCUGCGACUGAGGUGAAAAGAUCGGAGCUUGAAUGAACCAGGAUUAGAAAGCUGUCUCUCCAUGUCCGCAGUGACCCCCUGCAGCCCCACCGGUCUCACGGUGCCGGCUCUGGUCCGGUUCCAGCUGGGCCUGUUCAGGGAGGUGGUUCAAGUCCCUGCUGGCAACCUGAGCUACCGCCAUGCCAAGAGGCUGGCCACAGAAAUCAUAGAGCGGAAGGCUCCAGACUGCAGCGUGGUGGGCGUCGGGGAGAAGAUUCUGCUGUUCAGACAUCAGCCCGUCUCUGAGCAGCUGCUGCAGCGCCUGACCGACCAGGACGAGCUGCAGCAUGGAGACCUCAUCGAGGUCAUCAUCGCAGGGUCAGCCUCAGUGACUGAGAUGAGGAUCCGUCCACACUCCCUGGUGGUCCAGUCAUACCGGACUCCCACUUUCUGUCACCACUGUGGAGAGAUGCUGUGGGGCCUCGUCCGACAGGGGUUAAAAUGUGACGGCUGUGGGUUAGACUUCCAUAAACGUUGCGCCUUCCUGUUGCCCAACGACUGUAGCCGAGCGCGGCGUCAGGUCAGCACCAGCCUCUCUCUGUUCCCUCCCCGACGACCCCGCACACACUCCCUCUCUAACCAGGCAGGAGGCAGUCUGGAGGAGAUCAGCAUGUCCAAGCCCUCGUCCAGGCCUCCGUCCUGGGCGGAGCCUCCAGUCUGGCUGGGGGUCGGGUACGGGGAAAAGAGCAGGGCUCAGGUCCCUCACACCUUCCACAUCCACAGCUACACCAAACCCACCGUCUGCCAGUACUGCCACCGACUGCUCAAAGGGCUCUUCAGACAGGGGCUGCAGUGCUCAGACUGCAGGUUUAACUGCCACCGCCGCUGCGAGCCUCUGGUCCCCAGAGACUGUCCGGGGGAGAGGAAGGGCGUCAACGGGGAAGAAUCCACAGCAGCUGGUUACAUCAGGCUACCAGACUCAGAGGACAAUGAAUCAGAGCUCACCAGUGUAACAACACUAGACAUCUCAGACGACGAGAUGUCCACUGACGGUGACUCGCCGGCCGAGACCAAGGAAGUGGAGCAGCUGCGAGAGACGAUGAGUCCGUGCUUCAGCAGCUACAUCCCCCUGAUGAGGCUCGUCCAGUCGGUGCAUCACACUAAGAAGAGAGCUGGAGGAGUCCUGAGAGAGGGAUGGCUGCUGCAUCACACCAACACUGACACCCUGAGGAAACGACAUUACUGGAUCUUGGACUGGAAGAGCAUCACUCUGUACCAGAACGAGAGCAGCACCAAGUACUAUAAGGAGAUCCCUCUGUCCGAGGUGCUGCAGGUCCGGGGUCCCGCCCACCUCUCCAUGCCUGUGUUGCCGGGCAACAGCGCCCACUCGUUCGAGGUGGUGACGGCCUCACUGGUGUACUGCGUGGUGGCCGGAGAGGACGGGCCGGUCUGGGAGAGCGCCAUCCGUCAGGGCCUGAUGCCCGUAGAGAGCAGCGGGGGACACAGCGAGGAGAACCAUGAUCAACAGUCACACAGAGACAGAGCGGACAUCAGCUCGGUGUAUCAGAUCUUCACAGACGAGGUGCUGGGUUCAGGACAGUUUGGAGUGGUGUACAGAGGUACUCACAGGAAGUCAGGUCAUCCAGUCGCCAUCAAAGUCAUCGACAAGACGCGUUUCCCCACCAAACAAGAGAGACAGCUGAGGAACGAAGUGUCCAUAUUGCAGAAUCUCUCGCACCUCGGCGUGGUUCUGUUGGAAGGGAUGUUCGAGACAGUCGAGCAUGUCUUCGUUGUCAUGGAGAAGCUUCACGGAGACAUGCUGGAGAUGAUUCUGUCCAGUGAGAAAGGACGACUCCCUGAACGCAACACUCGCUUCCUGGUCACACAGAUCCUUGAGGCUUUGCGAUAUCUGCACUUAAAACACAUCGCUCACUGUGACCUCAAACCUGAGAAUGUACUCCUGGCCUCUGCGGACCCCUUCCCUCAGGUGAAGCUGUGCGACUUCGGCUUCGCCCGCAUCAUCGGCGAGAAGUCGUUCCGUCGCUCGGUCGUGGGGACGCCGGCCUACCUGGCGCCCGAGGUGAUCAGCAGCAGCGGCUACAACCGCUCUCUGGACAUGUGGUCGGUGGGUGUCAUCAUGUACGUGAGCCUGAGCGGGACCUUCCCCUUCAACGAGGACGAGGACAUCAAACAGCAGAUCACCAACGCUGCCUUCAUGUACCCACGACAACCCUGGGCCUCCAUCUCACUUGAAGCUGUGAGUCUCAUCAAUAACCUGCUGCAGGUGUCAGUGAGGCGGCGGUUCAGCGUGGGCAAAGCUCUGGGACACCCCUGGCUGCAGGACUUCCAGCUGUGGUGCGACCUCCGGGAGUUCGAGCAGAGGAUGGGCCGCAGGUAUCUGACGCACCCGGGGGACGAGGAGCGCUGGUUACAUCACGCCCAGGAGAGAGGCCUGGACUUCCCCCCCCACCUCUGCUGGGACCCCGACAACGACCCCGACACGUGACCUCGGCUGUUAAAGGUCUGACUAAAACGAGACACGUCACACUCAAAAAGCUGAAUUCUGUGAUCAGUGAACCAGUUGUAGGUUUUCUGUGGUCAGCAAAUGUUAGGAUUGAGGUGGUUGUUGUGGGAACAGGCAGGAAAAGUGAAGAUCAGAUCAGUCUGUGUGUAGUACUAAAGAGGAUAAAAAACAACACAAACAACUGCUGUUUAGUAAUAGAAUUUUCCUUUUUUAUUCCAAGUUGUAGUUUUUUAAAUUGUGAGAGUGAGUUUCUGUGGUGUCAGUGAUGGACAGAAUGAGUUGAGGAGGAGGAGGAGAAUGGAGCGCAGAUGAAGAGAAAAAAAAAACCUUGCACUGGCUAUCAUGGCUGAUCUGUCAUUUUAAAAUGGGACCAAAACCCUAUGAGCUUCCUCACUGACAUAGGCCUGCCAUGGUCCCACGUACAGUAUUGAUUCUUCUUAUUUAGUCCGCAACUUUCCUGAUGCCCUGUCGUCUCUCACUGCUCGACACCUCUCUCCGUCCGUGUCCCUCCUCCACGCGAGUUUAAAUUUAGCCGAAACCGAGAGAGAGAGAGAGAGAGGUGUGUGGGAUCGUUCUCUCUGGCCGUUUACAGUUUGUCUUUCUGUCUUCCUUCUUGAGUCCCCAUCCAGCCAUGUCCCUCUCUUUUUUUUGUCUACAUUUACCCACAGUGCUUUUUGCUUUGAGCUGCUCUCUGUUGUUUGCAGUCUUCAUUUUAAUAUUUAGCGCUCCAGAGUUUAGAUGCUCUCAUUCUUCCUCCGUUUUGUUCCUGAGCUUCUUAAGGUUUUUAAGAUCUCCAGGUUAAAUUUAAUCUCUGCUAACAUUCAGGUUUCACAGUGCUUUGGUAGGAUUUUUUUUUUAUUUUUAUUUUUUACAGAGUAAGAUUAUUCAGUGUGAGACUGGCUUUGUAA